UCUACAGUUGACUGUAUUAACACUACGCUCUUAUGAAAUAAUGACACAUUUUAAUAAAUGUGUGUCGGUCCGGGAAGCGCUUGAGAAAUGCAACAGGUUUGGCAGGUGUAGCGAUACUUAGCAAGUAGGCUAUCUUACCUGCACCAGGUGUGGGAGGCUUAUAGCCCAGCAAUAAGUUGACGCGUCACCUCAAGCGAGUCCUGUCCAUUCUUGAGAACAUGAACAAUCCCAUACCAUCAAACUUGAAGUCGGAAGCAAAGAAGGCUGCCAAAAUCCUGCGGGAAUUCACUGUAAUAUCCAACAGGACUGGACCUGAUAAACUCAUUCCAGCCCAUAUAAUUGCCACAGCUCAGGGGCUGGCCAUUAUCUCGGUCAUCCGCGCCGGCUUCAUGAUCACGGCCCGCGGAGGCAGUGGGAUCGUAAUUGCAAGGCUCCCAGAUGGACGGUGGUCUGCUCCCUCUGCCAUUGGGAUUGCUGGUCUUGGAGGAGGCUUUGAAAUUGGUCUGGAGGCGUCCGACUUCGUCAUCAUUCUGUACCAGAAGAGAGCGGUGGAAGCCUUCAGCAAAGGAGGGAAUCUGACGUUCGGUGGCAACUGCACGGUGGCGGUGGGACCCCUGGGCAGGAACCUGGAGGCGGACGUGGCGCUGCGCAGCACGGCGGCCGUGUUCUCGUACUGCAAGUCGCGCGGCCUCUACGCCGGCGUGUCCCUCGAGGGCUCCUACCUCAUGGAGCGCAAGGAGACCAACAGGAAGUUCUACGGACGUGAGAUCCGUGCCUCUGCCAUCCUGAAUGGAGACGUGGAUCCUCCGUCCGAGGUGUUUGACCUGUACACCAUCCUGGAUGACUACGUGGAGAAGUACACCAACGACUGGCAGAGCCGGCAUUCACGCCUCCCCUCCAGCAGAGCCUCUGGCCUUAUGAGUGGCCCUCCAGCGAGACCUCGGCCUCCCAGUCAGAAGCCGUCAGCCUCCUCCGGAGCGAGCUUCAGUGGCCGGCCUACAGACUCAAAGCCUGCCCUUUACCCCAGCCUCUCCGUCGUGAGGAGAGACAGUGCACCAGGUCCUGCGGCGAGUGGACCCUUGGUGGUCACAGCCACGCAUGCCUUCGAGGGCCAGCAGCCCGGCGACCUGAGCUUCAGCGCUGGGGACCGCAUCACUGUGCUGCAGAAGAGCGAGUCCCAGUACGACUGGUGGGAGGGGCAGCUGGGAGGGAAGGUGGGCAUCUUCCCCGCCAACUUCGUCACCCACAACUGACCAACGCUACGGGAGGAGAUCCGCUGUUUGCUGACGAAUGCUUUUGAUUGGUUAUUAUGCUUUGUUUGUAUGUUAGCAGUGGUUCUGAAGGACUACUGUAGUUCCUAAGCACUGCGUAGAGCCAACCUGCACACUCGAAGGGACAUGAACAAGGGGAAAUGUUAAGUGAAAUUGGCACUAUAUAUUGUUAAAGAUUAUGAGUGAAAUUGGCACUAUAUGCUGUUGAAGAUUAUGAGUGAUUGGCGCUACCGAUCACCAAAAUGUGUCCUUUGAUUGCCAUAUCUAAAGAAGAUGGUUAGAAGGACAGAGCAUCACUACUUCUCUUAAUGGUAUGAUUUGAGUAUGCUUUAUCUUUAAGGGCAUUGGUGUUGUAUGCACUUUAUGGUUUCUCUUUUUCUAGUUAUUUAUCUUAGCAUUGGCUUUAAUAGGAUGAAUGCUCCACACUCGAUCCUCAGGCUAUUCUCAGUUGUUUUAAUGUGUUGUGUCUGAUGUGUCUUUCUGCUGUUACCACACAGGCCUGAUGCAGGUGUCUUAUGUCUCAAAACAAAAUGCUGUCAUAACAUCAUGGCAAACUAUUCUGUGCUAAGUAGGCUGAUUUCAUAAUAUGCUAAAAAAAAGAAGCCUUCAUUGAUAUAAGAAAAAAUGUUUACCUGUUUUAUCAGUCACAUUCAAUUGUUAUUAUUUUAUAACCUCAUGAUGUUUAAUGAGUAAAGGAAAACUUGUGCAAGAAAACAGGCAGUACAGAAAAUACAAUUAAUUUUGGAUACUAGCAUCAACUAUAAUCGGUUAAAUCAGCUAAAAAUAAAUAAACAAGUAAAUAUCACAAAGCAACACAAUGACAUUUUUUUAAAAACGAUGCAGUACGAAGAGGCUUCACCAACAGGAAGCCUAUGAUGUUACAAGCUCCUGUACACACAUUGUAUUCACUGCCCUAUUAUAUACCUCUUAUCAUUCAAAUGGUGCCAAAUCUGUAGAGACAUUUGUAUGAUCCUGCAAUUCUUUUAUAUAUCUUGAAGGCAUUGUGAUAUGUUUAUUUGAUGCAAUCUAUGGAUAUAUUUCGAAUAUGAUAAUAAAAUUGUGUGUGAUUAAUUAUA
Molecule: messenger RNA, 2347 nt
Organism: Sardina pilchardus (European sardine)
Lineage: Eukaryota; Metazoa; Chordata; Actinopteri; Clupeiformes; Clupeidae
Gene: sh3yl1
Product: SH3 and SYLF domain containing 1
Exons: 10
Coding region: 219-1253 (344 amino acids)
Biological process (GO): regulation of ruffle assembly
Cellular component (GO): ruffle membrane
Molecular function (GO): protein binding; phosphatidylinositol binding
Source: RefSeq, a predicted model, not a curated record